Eucalyptus grandis is the source of this 1377-nucleotide messenger RNA. RefSeq names its product anthocyanidin 3-O-glucosyltransferase 7. Bases 1 to 1377 code for a protein of 458 amino acids. Gene Ontology annotation, molecular function: UDP-glycosyltransferase activity. The transcript has a single exon. The record is from RefSeq and is a predicted model, not a curated record. NCBI's taxonomy places the organism in Eukaryota, Viridiplantae, Streptophyta, Magnoliopsida, Myrtales, Myrtaceae.
AUGCCGUCGGAGAAACACGUCGCAGUUUGCGCUUUCCCUUUCGGCAGCCACCCCUGGGUUCUCGCCAACCUGGUUGGCAAGCUCGCCGCAGCCGCCUUGGACGUCCGCUUCUCUUUCCUAAGCACGGCCAAGUCCAACCACGUCGUCUUUCCGCCUCAGUCGAGAGCCACCUUAAUACCGUCGAACCUCAGAGUCUACGACAUUGGUGAUGGCUCGCCAGCUGGCUAUCCCGAGGCAGCCGGGGACCCACGAGAUCAAGCCGAUCUGUUCCUGCAAGCAGCGUCGGCGAAUUUCCAAGCUGGUGUCGACACUGCAGAGCAAGACGCGGGAAGGAAAGUGAGUCUCUUGCUGGCCGACGGUUUGUUACCAGUGGUCGCAUGCGAAAAAGCCGAGAAAAUGCACGUCCCGUGGGUCGCGUUCUGGAUUUCGGCUCCGCACUCUCUAUCCAUGCACGUCUACGCCGACCUCAUCCACCAGCUUAGCCGAGACGCCACCGACGAAGAAAAGACCCUGGACAUGAUCCCGGGACUGUCCCUCAUGCGCAUGGGCGAUUUGCCAGAGGAACUAGUGAUGGACCCGAACAUGUCCGUGAGUUGCCGCAUGUUGCGCGAUUUGGGGAAUGUGAUCCCGCGCGCGGCCGCCGUCCUCAUGAACUCCUUCGUGGAGAUGGAUCCCGAACCCCUCACCGCCGACCUUAAGUCCAAGUUCAAUAUUUUGCUCCACUUGGGCAUGUUGACGUUGGUGCCGUCCUCACCGCCGAGCCUCCCUGCCUCAGACGAGACCGGCUGCUUGACCUGGCUAGAAUCACGAGACCCGCAAACCGUGGUGUACAUAUCUUUCGGGUCCGGGCCCUUGUCUAGCCCGCCACUGGACGAGAUAAGGUCCCUCGCCGAAGCUCUAGAGUCCACCCGGACGCCAUUCCUGUGGUCUCUAACUGACCGGCAGAAGGCCCAGUGCCUGCCCGGAGGGUUCGAGGAGCGGACGAGUGCCUAUGGGAGGAUCGUGCCGUGGGCCCCGCAGAGGGGGGUGCUCGGCCACCCGGCCUGCGUGGCCUUCGUGACGCACUGCGGCUACAACUCGGUGUAUGAGAGUAUGGCGGCGGGCGUGCCGAUGAUAGGCCGGCCCGUGGCAGUGGACCAGAGGAUAUGCGGGAAGAUGGUGGAGGAAGUGUGGGGGAUCGGAGUGCGCGUGGAGAGAGGGGUCCUGACGGAGAGCGGGAUGGUCAAGGCGUUGGAUGCGGUGAUGAGGAGCGAGGAAGGGAAGGUGAUGAGGAAGAAGGCUGGCGAGCUCCGGCGAAGACUGGCGGAGCUUGCUGGACCUGGAGGGACAGCUGAAGCUGAUUUCAAGACCGUCGUAGAGUUCAUCUCUACCUCGUGA